Molecule: messenger RNA, 1183 nt
Organism: Musa acuminata AAA Group (dessert banana)
Lineage: Eukaryota; Viridiplantae; Streptophyta; Magnoliopsida; Zingiberales; Musaceae
Product: ras-related protein RABE1c
Exons: 8
Coding region: 251-988 (245 amino acids)
Biological process (GO): protein secretion; regulation of exocytosis
Cellular component (GO): plasma membrane; intracellular membrane-bounded organelle
Molecular function (GO): GTP binding; GTPase activity
Source: RefSeq, a predicted model, not a curated record
UUUCUCCUUUUCCUCCUCUGCAAAGCUCCGGUCGACGGCCGAUCCCCACGGCCACAGGGAGAGACCCCACUUCGCCUAGAUAUCUCAAAGCCGUCUUCUUCCUCCUACGCUUCAAAUCGAGGAAUCUCAUUUGUUUUGCUCAGGAAGGGCGGGAGGUGGGGAGGGGGAUCUCUGGCUGUGGCGUAGGAUUGGGAUUCUUGACUUGAGGGGGGAUUCUUGAUCGUAUUUUCUUUCUCUUUUUGGGGUUUGAAUGGCUGCUCCACCUGCUAGGGCUCGGGCCGACUACGAUUACCUCAUCAAGCUUCUCCUGAUAGGCGACAGCGGAGUUGGGAAGAGUUGCCUCCUUUUGCGUUUCUCUGAUGGCUCCUUCACAACAAGUUUCAUUACUACCAUAGGUAUUGAUUUUAAGAUAAGAACUAUUGAGCUAGAUGGCAAGCGUAUUAAACUGCAAAUCUGGGAUACUGCUGGUCAAGAGCGCUUUCGAACUAUAACAACUGGUAGGUUUAUUGUUUUUCUGAAGUUUGCGUUUUGCAUGGUAUCCAAAAGCUUUGCUGGAUUAACUUGUAUUUUCUUCUACCGUACAGCUUACUAUCGAGGUGCCAUGGGUAUUUUGCUUGUUUAUGAUGUCACUGAUGAGUCAUCUUUUAACAACAUAAGGAAUUGGAUCCGCAACAUUGAACAGCAUGCUUCUGAUAAUGUCAACAAGAUUCUUGUGGGUAAUAAGGCCGACAUGGAUGAGAGCAAGCGGGCUGUGCCUACCGCAAAGGGACAAGCGCUUGCUGAUGAAUACGGAAUCAAGUUUUUUGAAACAAGUGCAAAGACAAAUUUGAAUGUGGAACAGGUCUUCUUUUCGAUAGCUAGAGAUAUCAAGCAAAGGCUUGCGGAAACAGAUUCAAAAUCUGAGGAUAAGACAAUCAAGAUUAACAAACCAGACCAGGCAACCGCUGAGGGUUCCGCAGCACCAAGGUCGGCAUGCUGUGGGUCUUGAGAGAAUGAUUUGGGGUGGUUGUGAUGGACUGGAUUUAGCUGGGAAAAAUGUUUUGCUUGUAGGCAGGCAGCUGUGGAGAUGUGGUUGGUGCUUGUAAUUUUAAUCCAUCUAUUCUUAGCCACAUUGGGUUUUAGACUGGUGAACCGAACUGACGUUUCUCACACUCUUGGUAUCGCAAACCUGCAUUUCCUGUUC